AGUGCAUCUCUUGCUUCCAUGCGGCUUUGUCCGUCAGUGCCGGGAGAGAAAGGUUCCUGCAGCGCUCCCCGGAGUCCGGCAGAUUUGCACCAUGCUCCUUGAAGCCAAACCCGAGCAUGUCACCGUGGUCACCAGGACCCUGAGUGCAGCCUCAGUACUAUGCCAGGUCGAACCUGUGGGAAGAUGGUUUGAAGCCUUCAUCAAACGAAGAAACAGGAACGUUUCCGCCUCGUUCCAGGAGUUAGAGGAUGAGAAGGAGUCAUCUGAAGAGUCUGAGGAUGAAGAGUUUCAGAUAGAAGAAUUUGCACUUUUGAAAACGCUCGAUCCCAAGGACUGGAAGAACCAAGAUCACUAUGCUGUACUCGGACUGAAGAAUUUGAGGUAUAAGGCCACACAGAAGCAGAUCAAAGCAGCACAUAAAGCAAUGGUCCUGAAACACCAUCCAGACAAGAGAAAAGCAGCCGGGGAGCAGAUUGUUGAAGGUGACAAUGACUACUUCACAUGCAUCACCAAGGCAAAUGAAAUUCUAUCUGACCCACUGAAGAGGAGAGCGUUUAACAGCAUCGAUCCAACUUUUGACAACUCUGUACCUUCCAAAAAUGAAGGCAAAGACAACUUCUUUCAAGCAUUUGCACCUGUGUUUGAGAGAAACAGCAGGUGGUCAAACCAGAAAAAUGUCCCAAAACUUGGAGAUAUGAAUACAUCUAUUGAAGAUGUGGAUGCCUUUUAUUCUUUCUGGUAUAAUUUCGAUUCUUGGAGAGAAUUUUCAUACUUGGAUGAAGAGGAAAAAGAAAAGGCGGAGUGCCGUGAUGAGAGGCGGUGGAUUGAGAAACAGAAUAAGGCAGCCCGAGCACAGAGGAAAAAAGAAGAAAUGAACAGGAUAAGAACAUUAGUUGACAAUGCAUAUAGCAGCGACCCUAGAAUAAAGAAAUUUAAAGAAGAGGAGAAGGCUAGGAAAGAAGCAGAAAAGAAAGCCAAAGCUGAUGCCAAGCGGAAAGAGCAGGAAGAAAGAGAAAAGCAAAAACAAGCAGAGCUAGAAGCUAUACGGCUGGUAAAAGAGAAAGAAGACGAGGAGGCCAGACAACAAGCCCUACUCGCAAAAAAAGAAAAAGAAAUACAGAAGAAAGCCAUAAAGAAGGAACGUCAGAGGCUGCGGACAUCAUGCAAGAAUUGGAGUUAUUUCUCUGAUAAAGAAGCAGAAAGUGUGAAAAUGAUGGAAGAAAUUGAAAAACUGUGUGACCGCCUUGAGUUAGCUAGUUUACAGUCCUUGAAUGAGACCUUGUCAGCCAGCUCAAAGGAAGAAGGGAAACUUGCUGUAGAAAAACAGAUUACAGAAGUGAAUGCCCAACUGCGAAAAGAGAAAGAGGAGGAAGAGGCUCGCAUGCGACAGUCUACAAAAGGAGCAGAUCAGUCUGCGUCAGCAGGAGGGGGAGGCAGCAGCAAAUCCUGGUCUGAAGAUGACUUACAAUUACUGAUAAAAGCUGUCAACUUGUUUCCAGCUGGGACUAAUGCAAGGUGGGAAGUUAUUGCCAAUUAUAUGAACCUACACUCCAGCUCUGGAAUUAAACGCAAUGCAAAGGAUGUUAUCAAUAAAGCAAAGUCCCUGCAGAAACUAGAUCCCCAGCAAAAGGAUGACAUAAAUAAGAAAGCAUUUGACAAAUUCAAGAAGGAACACAAAGUUGUACCUCAGUCCGUAGAUAACGCCGUACCUUCUGAACGCUUUGAACCGCCUGGAGACUCCACUCCCUGGACCACAGAAGAACAAAAACUGCUAGAGCAAGCUUUAAAGACAUACCCUGUGAACACCCCCGAGAGGUGGGAAAAAAUAGCAGACGCUGUCCCUGGCCGCUCCAGGAAAGACUGCAUGAAGAGAUACAAGGAACUGGUUGAAAUGGUGAAAGCCAAGAAAGCUGCUCAAGAACAAGUGCUGAACGCUACAAAGGCCAAGAAAUGAGGCAGUUGAAACUGUGUGUUAUAUUUUAUAAUAAAAAAGGAAAUACUA
Molecule: messenger RNA, 2002 nt
Organism: Spea bombifrons (plains spadefoot toad)
Lineage: Eukaryota; Metazoa; Chordata; Amphibia; Anura; Pelobatidae
Gene: DNAJC2
Product: DnaJ heat shock protein family (Hsp40) member C2
Exons: 17
Coding region: 92-1954 (620 amino acids)
Biological process (GO): 'de novo' cotranslational protein folding; regulation of translational fidelity
Cellular component (GO): cytosol
Molecular function (GO): ribosome binding; Hsp70 protein binding
Source: RefSeq, a predicted model, not a curated record